CAGACACUCGGGUCUGUGGCCAUGGCAAGCUCAGAAGACGUCCAGAGGGCCACAAGCCCAGAAGACGUCCAGAGGGCCACGGAACUGAUUGAGCAGCGGCUGGCUCAGGAAGAAGAAAGUCAGAAACUCCAGAGUACCUCAAACAUGAAGUCUGGGCCAAUGCAGAUGGACAUGCUGGUGUUGGAGAAUGAGAAGCAUCAUGGAGCCCAGAAUCUGGCACUACAAAAGGUCAAGGGCCAAGAGAGGGUACGAAAGACAUCUCUGGAUCUUCGCCGAGAGAUCAUUGAUGUGGGUGGGAUCCAGAACCUCAUCGAGCUUCGAAAGAAACGGAAGCAAAAGAAGAGAGAGGCACUGACCCUGCCCCCAGAGUCUCCGCCUGAACCCCAGGAAAUUACUGGACCCAUAGAAGAAGAGGUGUUCCUGAAAGCUGCUGUGGAGGGGAAAAUGAACAUUAUUGAGAAAUUCCUGGCAGAUGGGGGUUCUGCUGAUACCUGUGAUGAGUUUCGCCGGACAGCCCUUCACCGGGCCUCCCUGGAAGGCCACAUGGAGAUCUUGCAGAAGCUGCUGGACAGUGGAGCCACGGUGGACUUUCAGGACCGGCUAGACUGCACGGCGGUACACUGGGCUUGCCGGGGAGGCCACCUGGAAGUGGUGAAGCUUCUGCAGAGCCGCGGGGCCAACCUCAACGUGCGAGACAAGCUCCUGAGCACUCCCCUCCACGUGGCCUGCCGCACGGGACACAUCGACAUCGUGGAGUACUUUCUCUCCAUGGGAGUGGAUAUCAAUUCCAAGGACAGGGAGGGAGACAGCGCCCUUCACGACGCCGUACGCCUCAACCGCUACAGGAUCAUUAAGAUGCUGCUUCUGCACGGGGCCGACAUGAUGGCCAAGAACUUGGCAGGGAAGACCCCCACAGACCUUGUGCAGCUCUGGCAAGCAGAUACCCUACAUGCCCUGGAGCACCCAGAACCAGAACCCUCCCAGGGCCAGAAUGGUCUGGAGGGUGUCGCCAAGACCCCACAGCCUGUGCUCUCACAAUGAAUCUCAUUCGCUUGUCCACCGAAGAUGGCCAUCGGGACUCCAGAAUAUUGCUUGGCUUUCCUAUCUGGAAGAAUUGUCAACUUCCUGCAAAUGUAUGAAACCAGGCGAGGCCCCCUCCAUAGGUAAACUAUACAGACAAAGCCCCUAGACUCAAGGAGCUUAGAAGAGAAGAGAAAACACACAGGGUUGGUGUCAAGUGGGCAUUUGUAUUUCUCUACCCUCUCCCCAGAAUCAAUAUGUAAGGAAUUUAUUCACAAAUAAAAAAAUUAGGUUUUUUGGUA
Gracilinanus agilis (Agile Gracile Mouse Opossum) is the source of this 1322-nucleotide messenger RNA. It is a transcript of the gene ANKRD2, whose product is annotated as ankyrin repeat domain 2. Gene Ontology annotation, molecular function: RNA polymerase II-specific DNA-binding transcription factor binding. The transcript is spliced from 9 exons. Gene Ontology annotation, biological process: regulation of transcription by RNA polymerase II. The record is from RefSeq and is a predicted model, not a curated record. Gene Ontology annotation, cellular component: nucleus. The coding region runs from base 22 to 1041 and encodes 339 amino acids. NCBI's taxonomy places the organism in Eukaryota, Metazoa, Chordata, Mammalia, Didelphimorphia, Didelphidae.